UGAACGUCCCAGUGAAUUCUACUUUCUGCUACAACCAAAUAUUUCAAUUAUUCUAACAACUAGCCAAAAUGCAUAUUCUCGGUAUUGCAAAUGGCUCACUCGAUGGAAACUCGGAGAUUCUCCUAAAAGCAGCCCUGACUGCUGCCGUGAAAUUCAACACCUCAAUUACGACUUCAUGGAUCCACGCUCCUUCAGUCCGCGUGCCCAAUAAUCCCAAGCCGUUAAGUGGCUCCCAGGAUGUCUCUGCGGGAACCAAUGCGGCGUUUCAAAGUGCGGAAUCAGGGACAGGCGACAGUUUAGAUGAUCGCGCUGCUGUUCUGAAUGCAAUUCUCAAUGCCGACGCUCUGAUCUUGUCGUCCCCGAUUUACAGCCAUCAACCUGCGGGGACGCUCAAGACACUGGUGGAUCGUAUUCUUGGCCCCUUUACCGAUGUGGCCCUUGCCAAAAAGACGAUCGAGAUGAGGGCCGGGGAUCCACGGUUUGUGGACAAGAAUGUUGAUUCACGACUUCUCAAGCCACGGGUGGUUGGGUUCAUGGCUGUUGGUGGCUCGACAAAUACCGACCAGAUCACUAUGGCGUUGCCUACGAUGCAUAAUCUCGUUUACUCCCUGCACGCCAAAGUAGUCGAUCAGGUUGUGUUCCAAGGUUAUGGUGCUCCCGGCUCAGUGUUAGCGACAGGCAAAGGCGACGCGGUAGAAAGAGCCGAGACGCUGGGAGAGAACGUUGCCAGCCAGCUUGGAAGGCAGUUUGAUGAAGCCAAAUACCUGGGCCCCGAGCCGACGGGAGCAUGUCCGUACUGCCAUUUAUCGAAGAUCGAUAUGUUUUGCACAGGGGACAAUAAGAUCGGCUGCGUUACCUGUGGAGCAGAAGGGAAGCUCGUCGUGGGGGAGGAUAAUGUGAUUCGUCCUGUUUGGGAGGCAAACUGUUCCAUCUCAUGCAUCACCAUGGCAGGGAAGGAGAAACACGUCGACGAUGUGAUGAGAACCGGUCAGCAAGAGAAGCAGGUUCUUCAUUCUGACCCUGAAUUGGCGACGAAGAGGGAAUAUUGGCGGGCUGUUCAGAUUCCUAAUGUUCCUCUUCCUAGUAAUCAGCGAGCUCAAAGGCUGUAGAGAAGUGCAUUAGCAAUUGCCUAAGUCUUUGAAUGAAUUAUCCCUAUUUAGUUAUUAGUAUGUCAAUUUAGAAGUGAUAUUAGCCUUUUUAAAGAUAUAUUCAAAACAAACUGGUGUUGUCAAGAUUUGCCUCUCAGCGGAAGCCCGGGCAAUCGUCACCGGCAAAGUUGGAAACUGCAGCUUGGAGCUCUGAUCUCACCCCGCAAACCCAGAUACCCCAGCUGCUAUCCAACCCAACUGCCGACUGAUUUCACGAUCUUGUCAGAUCUAUCGCAUCUUCAUUUUCUGCAUUCAUUUUACUCUCGGAAUAUCCGCCAAGAUGGCAUCUCACAGCCCCAACGAAGAGGGCGCAUUGAGCAACUUUCCGCAAGACCCGUCCGAUUUCGACAGCGACCCUCGAAUCUCGUUCUCAAAGCUCGACGACAAAUUCAUAUUGGAAACAGAUGAUGGACAGGAGUUUGAAUACGAUACAAAACUGAAGCGAUGGGUUC
Molecule: messenger RNA, 1600 nt
Organism: Aspergillus wentii DTO 134E9
Lineage: Eukaryota; Fungi; Ascomycota; Eurotiomycetes; Eurotiales; Aspergillaceae
Product: flavodoxin family protein
Exons: 1
Coding region: 69-1109 (346 amino acids)
Molecular function (GO): oxidoreductase activity
Source: RefSeq, a predicted model, not a curated record